AUGUAACUUGGAAAUCCAUAUGCUCACGCACACUGAUGAGAAAGCAGAUAAGUGCAGAAUGUGUGGGCUUAACUUAGUACAUGAUGGUUGUCUGGAUCAGCACGGACUCACAAACAUUGCAAAAAAGACAUAUAAAUGUAAAAUCUGUUUAAUUGUAUUUAAACAGAAAGCCACUCUGAAUUGUCAUAUGCUCAAACAUGUUGGUGAGAAGUCAUAUAAAUGCAAUCUUUGUGGAGAUAAAUUCACAAAUAUUUCUAGCCUGAAUCAACACAAAUGCAUAUAUACUGUGGAUAAGCCACACGAAUGCGAAAUUUGUGGAAGUAAAUUUGCACAUACUGCCCUUCUGAAUCAACAUAAGCACGUACGUCAUGAUACGAAGCAAUAUAAAUGCAAAAUUUGUGGGAGUGAAUUCGCAUUUAGUUCCGCCCUUCAUGAGCACAUCAACGAGCAUAUUGCCCAGGAAACAUAUCAAUGUCAAAUUUGUGGAAUAAGCAUAUUAUUAAGAAGUUGUAUGAAUGCAAUAGUUGUGGAAAUGAAUUCACAACUAAUUUUGCCCUUAAUCGUCAUAUGCGCACACAUACUGAUAAAAAGCCAUAUUAAUGUCAAUAUUGUAGACGCAAAUUCGCAUAUAGUUCUGGCUUCGACCGCUACAUCAGUAAGCGCAUGGCUGAGAAGCCGUUUUACACACAUUACCUGAGA
This is a messenger RNA of Thelazia callipaeda (thelaziosis nematode), 699 nucleotides long. The record is from the annotation of a GenBank genome assembly. Lineage: Eukaryota; Metazoa; Nematoda; Chromadorea; Rhabditida; Thelaziidae.